This is a messenger RNA of Brassica oleracea var. oleracea, 690 nucleotides long. RefSeq names its product tubulin alpha-3 chain-like. Gene Ontology annotation, molecular function: GTP binding; structural constituent of cytoskeleton. The transcript has 3 exons. The annotation marks the transcript as partial. NCBI's taxonomy places the organism in Eukaryota, Viridiplantae, Streptophyta, Magnoliopsida, Brassicales, Brassicaceae. The record is from RefSeq and is a predicted model, not a curated record. Gene Ontology annotation, cellular component: microtubule; cytoplasm. Gene Ontology annotation, biological process: mitotic cell cycle; microtubule cytoskeleton organization.
GCUGCUAACAACUUCGCCAGAGGCCAUUACACUGUUGGGAAGGAGAUUGUUGACCUCUGCCUUGACCGUGUGAGGAAGCUUGCGGAUAACUGUACUGGCUUACAAGGCUUCUUGGUUUUUAAUGCUGUUGGUGGUGGUACUGGCUCUGGUUUGGGGUCUCUGUUGCUAGAACGUUUGUCUGUUGAUUAUGGAAAAAAAUCUAAGCUUGGCUUCACCAUAUACCCUUCUCCUCAGGUUUCUACUGCUGUUGUUGAGCCUUACAACAGUGUUCUUUCAACUCAUUCCCUUCUUGAACACACCGAUGUAGCUGUCCUCUUGGAUAACGAAGCCAUCUAUGAUAUUUGCCGCAGAUCCCUAGAUAUCGAAAGGCCUACCUACACGAACCUCAACAGGUUGAUAUCUCAGAUCAUCUCAUCCUUGACAACGUCGUUGAGGUUUGACGGAGCCAUCAAUGUGGAUAUCACCGAGUUCCAGACCAACCUUGUCCCUUAUCCCCGUAUCCAUUUCAUGCUGUCGUCUUACGCUCCGGUCAUCUCGGCAGCAAAGGCUUACCAUGAGCAGCUAUCGGUCCCUGAGAUCACUAACGCCGUGUUUGAGCCAGCUAGCAUGAUGGCCAAGUGUGACCCGAGGCAUGGGAAAUACAUGGCUUGUUGUUUGAUGUACCGUGGAGAUGUUGUUCCUAAAGAUGUU